CAUUCUCACACGAAGCCAUUCGUAAAGCAAACCGCAACAAUGGCGCCCACAAUGGCGAUGAGAGCUGCACGGAAUGUGUUCCGCACAACUACUGCAAGGCAGAUCAGGCCGUUCUCGUCGACCCGACCUGCCGCAAGAAUAUUCGGCAAUGCGCCCUUGAGGGCAAAGGAGGCAUCUCCUCACGUCAGCGGCAAAUAUCCCGUCAUUGACCACGAGUACGAUGCGAUCGUUGUCGGUGCCGGUGGUGCCGGUCUUCGCGCCGCCUUUGGUCUGGCCGAGGCUGGCUUCAACACUGCCUGUAUAUCGAAGCUUUUCCCUACCAGGAGUCACACUGUUGCCGCACAGGGUGGCAUCAACGCCGCGCUUGGUAACAUGCACGAGGACGACUGGAGGUGGCACAUGUACGAUACCGUCAAGGGUUCCGACUGGCUUGGAGACCAGGAUGCCAUUCACUACAUGACCCGCGAGGCUCCCGCGUCCAUUAUCGAGCUCGAGAACUACGGAUGCCCGUUCUCGCGUACCGAGGAUGGCAAGAUUUACCAGCGCGCUUUCGGUGGUCAGUCGCAGAAGUACGGCAAGGGCGGACAGGCAUACCGCUGCUGUGCUGCUGCCGACAGGACAGGACACGCUCUUCUGCACACCCUUUACGGACAGUCUCUGCGUCACAACACCAACUACUUCAUUGAGUACUUCGCCAUGGACCUGAUUAUGCAGGACGGCGAGUGUGUCGGUGUUGUUGCGUACAACCAGGAGGACGGCACUCUGCACAGGUUCUUCGCCAAGAACACCGUUCUUGCCACUGGUGGAUACGGCCGUGCCUACUUCAGCUGUACUUCCGCGCACACUUGCACUGGUGACGGUAUGGCUAUGGUUGCCCGUGCCGGUCUGCCCAACCAGGAUCUGGAGUUUGUUCAGUUCCACCCUACCGGUAUCUAUGGAGCUGGUUGCCUGAUCACCGAGGGUUCUCGUGGUGAGGGUGGUUACCUGCUGAACUCGGAGGGUGAGCGCUUCAUGGAGCGUUACGCCCCUACCGCCAAGGAUCUGGCCUCCCGCGACGUCGUUUCUCGUUCCAUGACCAUGGAGAUCCGCGAGGGACGUGGUGUUGGCCCUGAGAAGGACCACAUCUACCUGCAGCUCAGCCAUCUUCCUGCCGAGGUCUUGGCCGAGCGUCUGCCUGGUAUCUCUGAGACUGCAGCCAUCUUCUCUGGUGUUGAUGUCACCAAGCAGCCCAUCCCCGUCCUGCCGACCGUCCACUACAACAUGGGUGGUAUCCCUACUAGGUACACUGGUGAGGUCAUCACUGUCGACGAGAACGGCAAGGACAAGGUUGUCCCCGGUCUCUUCGCCUGUGGUGAGGCUGCCUGUGUGUCUGUGCACGGUGCUAACCGUCUGGGUGCCAACUCGCUGCUUGACUUGGUUGUCUUUGGUCGUGCUGUCUCGCACACCAUCCGUGACAACUUCAGCCCCGGCCAGAAGCACACCCCCGCCGCUGCCGACGCUGGUGCCGAAUCCAUCGAGGUCCUCGACCAGGUCCGCACUGCCGACGGUCCCAAGAGCACCGCCGAGGUUAGGUUGGCGAUGCAGAAGGCCAUGCAGACCGACGUCAGCGUCUUCCGUACCCAGGAGUCGCUGGAUGAGGGUGUCCGCAAGGUGAACGAGGUUGACCAGAUGUUCAGCCAGGUUGGCACCAAGGACAGGAGCAUGAUCUGGAACUCUGACCUGGUUGAGACCCUGGAGCUGAGGAAUUUGUUGACUUGCGCCACCCAAACCGCCGUCUCGGCCGCCGCAAGGAAGGAGUCUCGUGGUGCACACGCCCGUGAGGACUACCCCGACCGUGACGACGACAACUGGAUGAAGCACACUUUGAGUUACCAGAAGAAGCCGCAUGGCAAGGUCGAGCUUUCGUACCGUGGAGUUAUUGGCCACACCCUAGACGAGAAGGAGUGUGCGGCUGUCCCGCCUUUCAAGCGUGUAUACUAAACCAGGAAAAAAAAGAGCGUCUAUUAAUACAGGGUGCAAGCGGUACAAGCUGGUGUCCAGGAUGUCAUUUUGUCAAUUUCUUCCCUUGCGUCUUUCCAUAACUUGUGUUUUAGCAUAUUAGUAUAUACCUCUUUCGUGUGGGUGGAAAUGCGCUGCUUUGUGUGAGCUUAGCAAACAAGCUGAAGACAAUUUGUCUUGAUCAAUGUUCCUGAGAUAAGAG
This is a messenger RNA of Pyricularia grisea, 2200 nucleotides long. RefSeq lists its product as uncharacterized. Gene Ontology annotation, molecular function: flavin adenine dinucleotide binding; succinate dehydrogenase (quinone) activity; electron transfer activity. The transcript is spliced from 5 exons. The coding region runs from base 40 to 1980 and encodes 646 amino acids. The record is from RefSeq and is a predicted model, not a curated record. Gene Ontology annotation, biological process: tricarboxylic acid cycle; mitochondrial electron transport, succinate to ubiquinone. Lineage: Eukaryota; Fungi; Ascomycota; Sordariomycetes; Magnaporthales; Pyriculariaceae.